Gracilinanus agilis (Agile Gracile Mouse Opossum) is the source of this 1407-nucleotide messenger RNA. It is a transcript of the gene CHRM2, whose product is annotated as cholinergic receptor muscarinic 2. The transcript has a single exon. The record is from RefSeq and is a predicted model, not a curated record. NCBI's taxonomy places the organism in Eukaryota, Metazoa, Chordata, Mammalia, Didelphimorphia, Didelphidae. Bases 1 to 1407 code for a protein of 468 amino acids. Gene Ontology annotation, cellular component: synapse; dendrite; plasma membrane. Gene Ontology annotation, molecular function: G protein-coupled serotonin receptor activity; G protein-coupled acetylcholine receptor activity. Gene Ontology annotation, biological process: chemical synaptic transmission; adenylate cyclase-inhibiting G protein-coupled acetylcholine receptor signaling pathway; regulation of heart contraction.
AUGAAUAAUUCAACAAGCCCAAACUCCACUAACAAUGGAAUGGCUCUUCCAAGUCCAUAUAAAACAGUGGAAGUGAUAUUCAUUGUAUUGGUAGCAGGAUCACUCAGUUUGGUCACCACCAUUGGAAAUAUCCUUGUCAUGGUCUCCAUUAAAGUUAAUCGUCACCUGCAGACUGUCAACAACUACUUUUUGUUCAGCUUGGCAUGUGCUGACCUCAUCAUAGGAGCCUUCUCCAUGAACUUAUACACUCUCUACACUGUGAUUGGCUACUGGCCUUUGGGGCCUGUGGUAUGUGACCUCUGGUUAGCCUUGGACUAUGUUGUCAGCAAUGCCUCUGUUAUGAACCUACUCAUCAUCAGCUUUGACAGAUAUUUUUGUGUCACCAAACCACUAACCUAUCCAGUCAAGAGGACCACCAAAAUGGCAGGCAUGAUGAUUGCUGCUGCCUGGGUCCUCUCCUUUGUACUGUGGGCACCUGCCAUUCUCUUCUGGCAGUUCAUUGUAGGGGUAAGGACCGUGAAGGAGGGAGAAUGCUACAUCCAAUUUUUCUCCAAUGCCGCUGUCACUUUUGGCACAGCCAUUGCCGCCUUCUACUUGCCUGUGAUCAUCAUGUCAGUCUUAUACUGGCACAUAUCCCGAGCCAGCAAGAGCAGGAUAAAAAAGGACAAAAAAGAAGCUGUGGCAAACCAGGAUCCAGUUUCUCCAAGUCUAGUCCAAGGCAGAAUUGUGAAGCCAAACAACAACAAUAUUCCUAGCAAUGAUGAUGGCCUGGAGCAUAACAAAAUCCAAAAUGGUAAAGCCACCAGAGAUGCAGUGACUGAAAACUGUAUUCAAGGAGAAGAGAAAGAGAGUUCUAAUGAUUCCACCUCUGUCAGUGCCAUGGCUUCUAACAUUAAAGAAGAUGAGAUAACCAGAGAGGAAAACACAGUUUCCACUUCCCAGGGUCAUUCCAAAGAAGAAAACUCCAAGCUGACCUGCAUUAAAAUUGUUACCAAGACUCAGAAAAGUGACUACUGUGCUCCCACCAAUACCACUGUGGAGAUUGUUGGUCCUCCUGGACAGAAUGGGGAUGAUAAACAGAAUAUUGUUGCCCGUAAGAUUGUGAAGAUGACUAAGCAGCCUGCAAAAAAGAAACCUCCUCCAUCCAGAGAAAAGAAAGUGACCAGGACUAUCUUGGCUAUCCUAUUGGCUUUCAUCGUCACCUGGACCCCAUACAAUGUCAUGGUGCUUAUAAACACCUUCUGUGCAACCUGUGUUCCCAAUACAGUGUGGACAAUUGGCUACUGGCUCUGUUACAUCAAUAGCACCAUCAACCCUGCUUGCUAUGCGUUAUGCAAUGCCACCUUCAAGAAAACCUUCAAACACCUUCUCAUGUGUAAUUACAAGAACAUAGGAGCCACGAGGUAA